CAAUAACAAAAAAAAAAAAAGAGAAUGCCUAUUCGACUUGGUUCACUAGCACCUGAUUUUACUGCUCACUCUACUAAAGGCGAUAUCAAAUUCCAUGAAUACCUUGGGGACAAUUGGGGUAUUCUUUUUUCUCACCCUGCCGAUUUCACACCUGUAUGUACCACUGAACUAGGUUUGGUAGCAGCCUUACACGACGAAUUUGAAGCACGUAAAGUCAAGGUGAUAGGUUUAUCUGCUAAUGGCCUUUCUGAACAUGACCAAUGGAUCAAAGACAUUAACGAAAUCAAUAAUGUCAAACUUGACUUCCCAAUCAUUGCCGAUGGUGACCGCAAUGUUUCUACUUUAUAUGAUAUGUUAGAUAAUCAAGAUCCUACCAAUGUAGACAAUGAUGGUAUUCCAUAUACUGUACGAUCUGUGUUUGUGAUCGAUCCUACUAAAACUGUCCGUUUGAUCAUGACAUAUCCUGCCUCUACUGGUCGUAACUUUGAUGAAAUCUUAAGGGUCGUUGAUUCUUUACAACUUGGCGAUCAACACCGUAUUACUACUCCUGGCAAUUGGAAACGAGGUGAUGAUGUGAUUGUCCAUCCUGAUCUUUCUACUGCUGAAGCUCAACGUGUAUUCAAGGAUGUCCGUGUUAUCAAGCCCUAUUUACGUUUAACCUCUUCCCCUUUUUAAUCUCUCUUCCAUUCUUUUAUUCCCCUAUUUAGUAUGUAUUAUUUAUUAGUGAUCGUUUUAUUUUUAUUCUUUAUCUUCCCCUCGUUACUCUAGUUUUUUUUUUUAUAUGAAUUACGAAUCCUUGUCUAUCUAGUAUGCCAUUCAUCAAUAUAUUUGAUACUUGUAUAUAACAGUAGUAGUAGUAGCAGUAGUAGUAGUAGUAAUAACAGUCGUUUUAUAUAUAGAUUUGAAUAUAUUUCAAUAAAACAUUAUGUAUAUCGUAAAAGG
Molecule: messenger RNA, 942 nt
Organism: Halteromyces radiatus
Lineage: Eukaryota; Fungi; Mucoromycota; Mucoromycetes; Mucorales; Cunninghamellaceae
Product: thioredoxin-like protein
Exons: 2
Coding region: 25-675 (216 amino acids)
Biological process (GO): cellular oxidant detoxification; cell redox homeostasis
Cellular component (GO): mitochondrion; cytosol
Molecular function (GO): peroxiredoxin activity
Source: RefSeq, a predicted model, not a curated record